This is a messenger RNA of Labrus mixtus (cuckoo wrasse), 2514 nucleotides long. It is a transcript of the gene scarb1, whose product is annotated as scavenger receptor class B, member 1. The transcript has 14 exons. The record is from RefSeq and is a predicted model, not a curated record. Gene Ontology annotation, molecular function: low-density lipoprotein particle binding; lipid binding; scavenger receptor activity. Bases 190 to 1716 code for a protein of 508 amino acids. Lineage: Eukaryota; Metazoa; Chordata; Actinopteri; Labriformes; Labridae. Gene Ontology annotation, biological process: plasma lipoprotein particle clearance; cholesterol efflux; cholesterol import. Gene Ontology annotation, cellular component: caveola; cytoplasm.
AGUAGCCAGGUCAACAAUAUGUAUGAGAGGUGUUUAAAAGCCGGCAGAGAGAGAGCAGACUUUACCUCAUUACGUCCGUUUCUUUAAACCUGACUCGUUGUUGUUGUAGUGAGUUAGAGUCCGCUUCCUUUGAUUAGCAGCAAAGCUAACAAGCUAACCCGGGUUAAAGCUGUCAACAACAAACAAACAAUGGUUGUCAAUAAAGCCAAAGUCGCCGUGGGGUUCGUGGUCGCAGGUGUGCUCACCGUGUUUUUUGGGACGCUUCUGACUUUCGUGGGUCCGAUAAUCAUCGACGACCAGAUCGUGAAGAACACGGUGAUCGACCCCAAAAACGAGAUGUCCUACACCAUGUGGAAGGACGUCCCCGUGCCGUUCUACAUGUCCGUCUACUUCUUCAACGUCCUGAACCCCCAAGAGAUCCUGAGCGGAGAGAAGCCCAUGGUGGAGCAGAGGGGACCUUAUGUGUACAGAAAGCGCAUCCAGAAAGACAACAUCACGUUCCACCCCAACAACACGGUGUCCUACAAGGAGUACAGGCGGUACUUCUUCGAGCCGACCAUGUCUGUAGGGAGCGAGUCCGACGUCGUCACCAUCCCCAACAUGUUGGUCCUGGGCGCCGCAGUGAUGAUGGAAAACUUGCCGUUCGCCGUGCGUUUGAUGAUCAGCGCCACCUUCAAGACCUUCAAAGAGGGGCCCUUCCUGACCAAGACCGUCGGGGAGCUGAUGUGGGGCUACGACAGCGGGCUGGUCGAUUUCCUCAACAAAUACCUGCCGGGCAUGCUGCCGUCCUCGGGGAAGUUCGGCCUCUUCGCUGACUUCAACAACUCCAACACCGGCCUGUUCACCAUCAACACGGGAAAAGACGACAUCAGGAAAGUCCACAAAGUCGACUCGUGGAACGGCCUGACCAAGCUGCCCUACUGGAAGACGCCUCAGUGUAACAUGAUCAACGGCACAGCUGGACAGAUGUGGCCUCCCUUUAUGACCAAGGAGAGCACUCUACCUUUCUACAGCCCCGACGCCUGCAGAUCUAUGGAGCUCGUCUACCAGCGCCCGGGCGAGAUGAAGGGGAUCCCUCUGUAUCGAUAUGUCGCACCCAAGACCUUGUUUGCAAACGGGACCGAUUACGCUCCCAAUGAAGGCUUCUGUCCCUGCAGGCAGUCCGGUCUGCUGAACGUCAGCAGCUGCCGCCACAACUCUCCGGUCUUCAUCUCUCAUCCUCACUUCUUCAACGCUGAUCCGGUCCUGCUGGACUACGUGAACGGCCUGAGUCCAAGUGAGGAUGAGCACGGCCUCUUCAUCGACAUUCACCCAGAAACAGGCGUCCCUCUGAACGUCUCCAUCCGCCUGCAGCUCAACCUCUACAUGAAGAAGGUGUCGGCCAUCACAGAAACUGGCAAGAUUUCUGAGGUGGUGAUGCCAAUGAUUUGGUUUGAGGAGAGCGGUUAUAUAGACGGCCCCAUCCUCACCACGUUCCACACAAACCUGGUCAUUCUUCCCGCUGUGAUGGAGUACAUGCAGUACGGAUUCAUCGCCCUCGGCCUGGCGACGAUACUCAUCGCCUCCCUGGUGUAUCACAAAGUGAAGAAGUCUCAGAGAGAAGCUGCAAAAAUCUCCACAGUGGUGUGCAACCCUGGGGCCUCUGAAAAAGAGCUUAAAGACUCAUAUGACCACGAAAAAAAGGAGAAAUGUUUCAUGAAUAAUUCAGAGAAGUAAAAGAGACGGUGAUGCUGCACCCGCUGGAAACAGGAGCACUACACCCGAAGACCAAGACCCUCUACUGCAAGACGACACGGACUGACACUCACAUUAACACACACACACACACACACACACACACACACACACACACACACACACACACACACACACACACAGUUGGCGUGUGGACUCAUCAACAUGUUUUUGAGUAUGUUGAACUGAAACACUGUGACACGAUGCUCCUCCCCUUGCUGUGCUUCCACAUUUUACCGUACUGUAGAGUUUAUGAAACCCUUACCUGAAGAAGAAUCAUGUUUUGUUUUGAACAUGUUUUUCUGUCCAGGCUCUCGGCGUUGAGACUUCCUGUCCCGGUGAAGACGCUCCAAAACUAAGAACCACUUUUUUUGUAUAAAGACAUGCCAAACCCACUUCCUCCAUUAAAGCAGUUUUGUGUUUCUUUUGUUCUGAUAGCACAGGGUUAGGUGCUAGUUAGGGUUAGUACUCAACAGUUCUGGACAGUGUUUUCUCCAGGAGCAGUAUUAGACAGUUACAAGGGAACAUGAAGGUCUACUGACUGCCACUUUAAGACCAAAGUGCCUUUUUUGUAAGGGGGGAAACAUUUCUUCGUCUGAAUAACUUAUGUGCAAUCAGGAUCACAAACCUCCUCAGACGACCACUGAGUCAGACAGAGCGGACGCACUCCUCUUUGUGAACUACUGUCCUCUGCAACGUGUGAAUGUAUGAACGUGACUGAAAUCAUUAAGUGUCAAAUAAUUAAGAAAAGAUUGGAGGUAAUAAAUGUGUUUAAAAUGA